Magnolia sinica is the source of this 1036-nucleotide messenger RNA. Its product is annotated as ethylene-responsive transcription factor ERF096-like. The transcript has a single exon. Gene Ontology annotation, biological process: ethylene-activated signaling pathway; regulation of DNA-templated transcription. Gene Ontology annotation, molecular function: DNA-binding transcription factor activity; DNA binding. NCBI's taxonomy places the organism in Eukaryota, Viridiplantae, Streptophyta, Magnoliopsida, Magnoliales, Magnoliaceae. The coding region runs from base 142 to 558 and encodes 138 amino acids. The record is from RefSeq and is a predicted model, not a curated record.
AGAUCCACAUCUCUUCAACACGUGUGAGACAUUUCCCACCGUCGGAUUCACACAUUCUAGAAACUUCAAACACCCCUUUCAACUCCGUUGUCACCAACCUCCUUCGAAUUUAAAAGCCAAAGAGACGUUAGCCUUCCCUCCAUGGGAACUAUGGAAGGAGAUUCAAGAGGAAAAACCAAGGACGAGAAGGAAGGUGGUGGAGAGGUUCGGUACCGAGGUGUUCGUCGCCGUCCGUGGGGGAAAUUUGCGGCCGAGAUUCGCGAUUCAACUAGGCACGGCGCCCGUGUGUGGCUAGGAACAUUCAACACUGCAGAAGAAGCAGCACGAGCUUAUGAUCGAGCCGCUUUUCAAAUGAGGGGCCCACUUGCUAUUCUCAACUUCCCUGAAGAACAUAUCUCGCAAGGCCAGAGCUCUUCUUCAUCUGCUUCUUCCUCUGCUUCCUCUGCUUCUUCCUUGGCAGAACAUCGAAGUCAAGUCAUCGAAUUCGAGUACUUGGAUAACAAGUUGUUGGAAGAGCUUCUCGACUCCGGAGAGAAGAGAGAAACCAAGAAAGACUGAAAUUUUUGUGGUCCGUUUGGAUAUAAAAUCCUACUAAAUUGAGAUUAAGCAUAAUCUUAAUUUGGUAAGCCUUAUGUUCUUUAUGUCAGAUUAGCGGUCCUAAAAUACCGCUUUCCUACACAUUAAUGCAAUUACCAAAGUUUUUGAUUUUUUUUUUUUGAAAUUCCACUAAUUGCAUUUAUGCAUAGGUAAGUGUCACUUUAGCGUGGCGAAUUUGAUGCAGAGGUCGUUGGGCCCGCCAAAAUUGGGAUUAGAUUUAAUCCUAACUAUGUGGGGUCCACUAACCAAACAGACCCUUAAUUUUUCUUAAUUUGAAUUCCUAGACGUUUGUUAAUUAUCUGGUUUGUUUCAUUUGUUUUCUUUUUCUUUUCUUUCUAGUCUUAUUGGACUAGUUUUAAUACAACUUGGAUUUCAAGCUUGGUUUUGUCAAUAAAAAAUGACAUCAAAAUUAUAAAAAUAUAUUUCUUUUAGUUUUAAA